UGCAACGUGACACUUUAAAGGGGGCAGUCCUUCUUGGACACCUGUAGAUCUCCUUCAUCUUGCCCUGCAGAGACCCGGGCAUAGAGGGGGAAAAAAAGAAGCAAGCUGGCACUCCGGUGCCCUUCAUCCAGUCCUGGGCGAUAGGGAUGUCCUCUGCUGCAAGGCUGUACAUACCGUACUAACGUGAAGAUGCUGCGCGCCUGGCACCUCUGGUUGGGGUUCUCCUGCUUCCUCUUAGUCAACAGUGAGGACCCACAUUCGGAAGGACUCUCCUCCACAUCUCUACUGGACGUCUCAACAUUGUCCAACUUGGAGAGCGUGGACUCCAUCGAGCACGGCACUGACGGCUUCCCCGAUCCUGACUUUCAGCAGCCCCUCCUGAAUGCACCGCAGGGGUCCGGCUUUUCCAGCCAAGAGACAGAAGAAAUCACCAUCUUUCAGUCACCAAAAUAUUUCUGGGACGAUGAAGCAAAGAAAUCAAAUGGGAGCAGCGACGAUAACAGCAGAGAUCAGACAGAUGAAUCAAAUACCACAAAAAUCUAUGGUGUCCACCAAGAAGUCACUACAGACAGCAGCCCUUCACCUCAUGUAGUAGAAACAGCUACGCUGUUAAGGUCCGCAGAUAUCGAGGAGACCUCCAAACUGGCAUCUCCAAACACCAAGGUCCCAGAAGAGGAACAAACAAUCCAGACGACAGCACAGAUUGACAGGACAGAGCCAUUACUAAAUAUUGAGGAGAGGACACUUUCACUGGAAGCCACUUCUCCUGUUCACACCACGACCAAGACUCCCAGAAAGAACAGGAAGCAUUCAUGGUCCAAGAACCACCACGUCAACCACGAUCCAGAAUCAGACUCUAGGCCUGCACCUCCAGCAGAUUCAUGGGGCCUUCCUGCAGUACAUUCCCUAGCAGGACCUGGAUAUCAUGAAGAUGAAAGCCUAUCUACUCAGUCAUUGCCUGUCACCAGUGAAGAAGGAAAGAUAAGCUUCUCCACCCAACGAGAUGAAUAUCCGACCAAUGCAGCGGUCCCCAGUGAGAUAUCAAUGGCGUCACAUCAGGUCAUCUGCAAGGAUUGGAUCAGUUUGGCUGGAAAAAACUACGUUAUACUGAACAUGUCCGAUGAUAUUGACUGCGAAGAGUUCCGAUGGCAGAGGGGGCAGCAUCUGCUGUCGCUGCUGGAGGGGGCGUUGGCAUGGAAAACGGACCCGCCUCAGAGGGACUGGGUGAUCUUCCUGAGCAAACCCAACGAGAACGAUAACCAUCUGCUAAUGACAAUAACAGACGAGGAGCGUGUGGUCCCUGUAAAAGACGUCUUCACGGCACUUGGAGACAUAAAGAGGAGUCUGGCAGAGAUUGGGAUAGAGAGCUACUCCAGCACCGUCAGCUGUCAGUCCCGGGCCAGCCCUCCCCGCAGCGAUUACGGAAAACUCUUCAUUGUUUUGGUCAUUAUUGGCUCCAUCUGUGUAAUGAUCAUCAUUGCGGGAAUCAUUUACAUAUGCUGGCAGAGGCGACUACCGAAACUGAAAAAUAUGGAGCUGCAUUUCGUGGAGAACGGCUGUCAUGACAAUCCCACCCUGGACGUGGCGAUGGACGGCCAAUCAGAAAUGCAAGAAAAGAAAACAAGCCUUAAUGGCGGCACCUCUCACCGGGCGGACGGCUGGGAGACAUUAAUUAACAAGACAAGCAAGGAUGAGACGGACACCAUGGAAGAAGAUACUCACCUGUAGGGACCAAAGGGGGCCCGAGACAAACUUUUCUUUUAUAAUUGUUGGACAAGUUUGGUUAUAAAUGUUUAGUUUACAAUCUUUUCCUGUAAUUAGAUUGGUUGACACAAUGGAUUGUUGGCCCGUAGCAGCACAGAAGUCCAGUUAGCACACAGUGUCAGUGAGUGCCCGCGCUCUCGCCGUCGCCCUCCGGUCGCUCUCCAGUUUACAACGUUUGAGAUGAUUGCACUUUAUUCUUCCAAAGAUUAUAUCAAGAGCCAGCUCUCUGUUAACCUUAUCUGCCGAUGCAUUCCAGUUCGGCCUCGGCUGAGCACAAUUUUUUUUUCCUUCUUUUUCUGCGUGUCGUGAUGUAGGAGCAGA
Molecule: messenger RNA, 2085 nt
Organism: Bufo gargarizans (Asiatic toad)
Lineage: Eukaryota; Metazoa; Chordata; Amphibia; Anura; Bufonidae
Gene: PODXL2
Product: podocalyxin like 2
Exons: 8
Coding region: 190-1728 (512 amino acids)
Source: RefSeq, a predicted model, not a curated record